UGAUAUACAUAUUUAGAUGGAACAAUAGGUUUCAGCCGAUCGUAACCUUUCCCCUGAUACCUCACACAGCCUGCUUUAUAUGCAAGAUCACAAUUAUAUAUAAAUGAGGACUAGGGGGGUUACAGGGCACUCCCCAUGGUAUAGAAUGUCACAGUAAGAGAAUCCAGAUGUGCUCAGAUGGCAGGCCUGGUGGGCAUUUCAAACUCAGCCUUUAUUCCACAACAAACUUUGUACUGUAGAUAGGGAGAGGUCGCCAGCCUUUGGCAAACACCAGCAGAUUUCACAAGCAAGAAGUACCUGACUGGGCUCCUCCCACUGCAUUCAGGGGAAACUGAAACUUAAGCUCUUUGCAGGGAAGAACUGGGAACCAGGACUUGUCCCAGCGCCAGUGGGGCUGGGCUUUGCAGUACGUUGCUUCCUGUGCAGCUCGGACAGCUGUUGUCUUGAGGAAGUGCAACCCUGCUGGAGUGCUGGCAGAUCCAGUUGUGGGGAAACACCACCGCUAAAUUCCCAUCAGUGCAGCUGAAGCAGCAGAGGGAAGGAGGGCAGUGGCUCUGCCAUGGAGGCUCCUCAGAGGCACCCAGUGGAGCAGAGUGGUGGCAAAGAAAUGGAAGACGUGGUCUGUAACUUCCUGGAAGCUCAGGAGGGUGUGGAAAAGCUCCGUUGCUCCUACAAGAAAAGGAUCCAGGCUACUCAGAGUGACCUGCAGUCCCUUCAGGAGGAGGUGAUGGAGGACUUCCGGAAGAUGCACAGCUUCCUGUAUGCUGAGGAGCGAUCUGUGAUGGCCAAGAUUGGCCAAGAAGAGAAGCAGGUACUCAGCGGCCUGGAGGCCAGGGUGACGGAGAUCACCAAGAGGGCAGCUUGUGUUCUGGAGCUAAUGGAUUACCUGAGUGAGGUGGAGGACCAUGAUGGGCACCUAAUGGGUAUGGCUGAUAGCCAGGUGGAUCAUCUAAAGUCAGAACUGACCAGGCACCGCAAGGAGCUGAGACACUUUAGGCCCACAGUCCUCUCCAGCCCUUCUCUGACGUACGUGGUUUGCAGAAGGAUGCUGGGGUAUGUGAUGCGGUCUGCACUGGAGUGCCUCACCCUGGACCCUAAGACAGCCCAUUCGCACCUGCAGCUCUCUGAGAACCUGAAAUCGGCAAAACUGGGACCCUGUGCCCAGGCUGUCCUGGAGAGCCCCCAGCGCUUUGAGCCAUGUCUUUAUGUCCUCUGCUCUCAGGAUUUCCACUCAGGCAGGCACUACUGGGAGGUGAGCGUUGGGGGCAAAAGCAACUGGGUGAUUGGGGUAGCCAGCCACUGUGUCAACCGCAAGGCAACGGAAGAUCUUAACCCUGAAAAUGGGUACUGGGCCCUUCGGAAGAUAUCAGGCAACCGUUACUAUGCCCUGUCCUCACCCCCAGCCCUCCUGACCCUGGAUUCCAGCCCCACGAAGGUGGGCAUUUGCCUGGACUAUGAGAGCGGCAGGGUUGGGUUUUAUGACGCCGAGUGCAUGGCAGAGAUCUGCACCCUCAGGGGCAACUUCCAGGAGCCGUUGCACCCUUUCUUCUGCCCCGGCCUGGUGCUGACCGAGCAGGACUAUGAGCCUCUCCGGGUGUGCAAUUAGAGCAGGGAGAGGGAGAGCUGGCAAAGAGACCUCUGCCACCCUGGUUCCCUAAGCAAAUGGGGGGUCUGGAUUGGCUGAGAAGUAAACUAUGAAGUGAAGGUAUCAAAUCACUGAAAGGAAAGAGGAGAAAUAAACUAAGUGCAGCUCUGUGACACCUGGGAGUGUUUCAUUUGUGUGGGGUUCGGGGUGUGAGUAGGAUCCCUGCGUCAUCUGCAGUGAUGUCCCAUAGCCCCCUGUCCCCAAUCUCUGUCCUGAUGUGACAAAUGAGCUUGUGGUGGUAUCGCCGACCUGACAGAUUCCAGGAUCCUGAAACAGGCCCCCAAAGAUGAUGAGAUUGGCUUAAAAAGCACGAGAUUUAAAACAAAACAAUUUUGGGCGUUGUUUAAUCUCUCUUCCAGCAGCGUGGCCUUUAGGGGCCAUGUUUAGCUGCUCUCCACAGCCACGGGGGCUAGAAACAUACUCUUUUUUUUUUUAACUGAAAGCUGAAAUUCUCGCAGUAUCAGUUGACUCUAGGAGCUGGGGCUUGAAGAAAAACCACCAAAUACUGUAAAAUCGCAACCAAUGGCCAGGCUAAUGUCAUUGCUGGAGGUAGCAAAAUAUUUCCUGGGGCUUGUAUUUAUUAGGGAAAUUCAGAUGGAUGUCCUGAGGUGGACGCACUCACGCCAGUGCAUGUCCCUACCGGAGGGGCUACAAGUGGGUGAAAGUUUGUCAUGGAAAAAAUGGUUCUUG
This is a messenger RNA of Trachemys scripta elegans, 2335 nucleotides long. RefSeq names its product zinc-binding protein A33-like. Gene Ontology annotation, molecular function: protein binding. The record is from RefSeq and is a predicted model, not a curated record. The coding region runs from base 560 to 1606 and encodes 348 amino acids. The transcript has a single exon. Lineage: Eukaryota; Metazoa; Chordata; Testudines; Emydidae.